UUCCGUAUAAGAAAGAUGUUCAAGAAUUUGCAGAAGCAGCAUCAAAGAGAGAGAGAGAAAGAAAUGGUGAAAAUUUCAGUUGGUGGGUAUGAUGAUGGAGAAGGACCCAGCAACCGCAACCAGAAGCGACGAAGAGAAGAGGAGGACGAAGAAGAAGAACGAAACACGCGACGGAGCUUUGAAAUUGUUGACCGUUCAAUUGAACUUCAAGAGCGUGAAGAUCAUCCUCCUGCUCCACCCAAUCGUGCUACCCCAAAUGGUUCUGCAAGCAAUGCCACCAGAGUUCGGUCCAUUCCAAUCUUCGUUUCAGACCCUGAUGUCCUCGAUUGCUGCAUUUGCUACGAACCCUUGAGUGCUCCUGUCUUCCAGUGUGAGAAUGGACACAUUGCUUGCUCUAAUUGCUGUGUCAGACUCAAGAACAAGUGUCCCAUGUGUUUGAUGCCAAUUGGGUAUAACCGUUGUCGGGCGAUUGAGAAGGUGUUGGACUCUAUUAAAAUGUCGUGUCCGAAUGCAAAUUAUGGCUGCACAGAAACAUUUUGUUACAGCAAGAAAAACGACCAUGAGAAGGAAUGCAUCUAUCUGCCAUGUUUAUGCCCUCAUGCUGGUUGUGAUUUUGUUGCCUCAUCCAAGGAGUUAUUCCUCCACGUCAGCCACAGACAUGUAGACUCUGGAACACUGUUUACAUAUGAUAAAUUUUUCACAGUCAUCUUCAGUGCUGACCAGAAAACAAUUGUUCUGCAAGAGAAAAAUGAUGGUAAUCUGUUUAUUGUUCACAAUAACCAUGAGCAGCUGGGACAUAAAGUCCGCAUUAGCUGCAUCGGCCCCAAGUCCAUGGGAGAGUUUCAGUAUGAAGUUUUGGCUAGGUUUCGAGGAAGCACUCUAAUACUGCAAUCUUUUACCAAGAUCAUUCAAGGUCAAUAUGUUGAUCCACCUUCAAAUGCGUUCCUUUUGAUUCCUUCUGGGGUUUUUGGCCCUCUACAACUGAAACUAGACAUUCGCAUUAAGUCACAUUAAACCUUGGAUGGAGAUCGAAGGAGGCUGCAUUUGGGUUUGUAUCUGUACGUGUUCUCUUUGUUUAGUGUUUAGCUGAUCACAUUCUGUAGCACAGUUGACUUCUGUCAAAAAAGUUGCACUCGUUAAAUCGGAAAUUAAGCAACUUUUCUGUAUAUGUAUUUAUUUCAGGUAAAUAUGAAGUAUGCCUGACACCUAUUAUUGUUCGUGUCUCUUAAAAUGUACAAAAUGCGUUGACAAGUAACUUCGUUAGGUGUUUUCUUUCUUCGGUA
Vigna unguiculata (cowpea) is the source of this 1283-nucleotide messenger RNA. RefSeq names its product E3 ubiquitin-protein ligase SINA-like 7. The record is from RefSeq and is a predicted model, not a curated record. Gene Ontology annotation, molecular function: zinc ion binding. NCBI's taxonomy places the organism in Eukaryota, Viridiplantae, Streptophyta, Magnoliopsida, Fabales, Fabaceae.